Triplophysa dalaica is the source of this 11271-nucleotide messenger RNA. RefSeq names its product neurofibromin 1a (gene nf1a). The record is from RefSeq and is a predicted model, not a curated record. The transcript is spliced from 59 exons. Lineage: Eukaryota; Metazoa; Chordata; Actinopteri; Cypriniformes; Nemacheilidae. The coding region runs from base 196 to 8607 and encodes 2803 amino acids. Gene Ontology annotation, biological process: regulation of GTPase activity.
GCGGCUUUGUGGAGAGAGCUUGAAGUGAAAAACUAAACCAGACCCCCCUCCUCCCUCCACCUCCUUCACCUCCUCCAGCAUUUUAUUCGGAGCUGUUUUGGAGGUAUUCGGUGCGUAGGGGGCGAUUCGGGAGCAGAUAUCGGGAUCGCAAAAGUGAUUGAUAGGAGACAUUGCGGCGCGCGCAUCCGCCUGAGCAUGGCGGCGCACAAGCCCGUGGAGUGGGUCCAGGCCAUCAUUAACAGAUUCGACGAACAGCUACCUACAAAGACAGGACAACAGAGCACCCACAACAAAGUGAGCACCGAGCACAACAAAGAAUGUUUGAUAAACAUCUCCAAGUACAAAUUCGCCCUUGUUAUUAAUGGUCUGACCAAUAUACUCAAAAAUGUGAACAACAUGCGGAUUUUCGGCGAAGCGGCGGAGAAGAACCUCUACCUCUCCCAGCUGAUUAUCCUGGACACACUGGAGAAGUGUCUGGCGGGGCAACCAAAGGAUUGCCUGAGGUUGGAUGAGGCCAUGCUGGUGAAGCAGUUGCUGCCUGAGAUCUGUCACUUCCUGCACUCGUACCGUGAGGGCCAGCAGCAUGCCGCUCAGCUGCGUAGCUCCGCCUCCGCCGUUCUCUUCUCUCUCAGCUGCAACAACUUUAACGCCGUCUUCAGCCGUAUUUCUACAAGGUUGCAGGAAUUUACAGUAUGUACAGAGGACACAGUGGAUGUCCACGACAUUGAACUCAUCCAGUAUAUCAAUGUAGACUGCUCCAAGUUAAAGAGACUGCUUCAAGAAACAGUACUCAAAUUCAAAGCUUUGAAAAAACCCGCCCAGCUCGCAGUUAUCAGUAGUCUGGAAAAGGCUUUCUGGAACUGGGUGGAGCAUUACCCCGAUGAGUUCACCAUGCUCUAUCAGAGACCCCAGGCUGACAUGGCCGACUGUGCAGAAAAGCUGUUCGACCUGGUGGACAGUUUUGCGGAGAGCGCCAAGAGGAAGGCGGCAGUGUGGCCGCUGCAGAUCAUCCUCCUGAUUCUGUGUCCCGAGAUCACACAGAGCAUUACCAAAGAAGUUGGUGGAGAGGAGAAAGCUAACAAGAAGUCCUUUUUGGAAAGUCUCCGGAAGGCUCUGGGACAGCACAGCGGCAGCAGACAGCUGACAGAGAGCGCAGCCGUUGCCUGCGUCAAGCUCUGCAAAGCAUGCACUUACAUUAACUGGGAGGAUAAUUCAGUUAUAUUUCUCCUAGUUCAGUCUAUUGUACUGGACCUUAAGGGUCUUCUGUUUAACCCCACAAAGCCGUUCUCGAGGGGGGCGGGCUGCCAGAGCGCUGAUGUGGAUUUGAUGAUCGACUGCUUUGUGUCGUGUUAUCGUAUCAAUCCUCGUAACAACCAGCAUUUCAAGGUGUGUUUAGCUUCGACUUCUCCUCCUACCUUUCAUUAUGUCCUGGUCAACUCACUGCACAAAAUCAUCACCAAUUCUCACCUGGACUGGUGGCCAAAGAUCGACGCCAUUUACUGCUACUCGGGUGAACUGCGUACAAUGUUUGCAGACACGCUGGGCAGAGUGAUCCAAAGUCUCAGUGCCCAUCCACCUCUGAGGAUGACAUCAAGUUUGACUUUUAAAGAAAAAAUGACGACCAGUUUAAAGUUUAAGGAGAGGUCCACAGACCUUGACUCGCGCUCGCUGCUGCUCGCUCUGGUCAAACUUAUCCACGCUGACCCGAAACUAAUGCUACACAACCCUGGUAAAUCUGGUCCAGAGAUCCAGAACAGCACAGCUGAGCUCAUCAAAGGUCUGGUGGCGCUGGUUCCUCUCAACCACAGCGUCGAACUCUCACAGGAAGCCAUGGAGGCUCUGUUGGUGUUACAUCAGCCAGAAACCAUCGAACAGUGGAACCCCAAUGCAACCAUUGAGACCUUCUGGGACAUCAGCUCUCAGGUCUUAUUCCUGAUAUGUAAGAAGCUGAUCGGUCACCAGAUGAUCAACAGCACAGAGAUACUGAAGUGGCUCAGGGAGAUUCUUAUAUGCAGGAACAAGUUCCUACUAAAAAACAAGGAGUGUGCUACACAAGGCAGUCUCAUUCCCAUCAGCAGACAGGCUCAGACCAAGCUUGAGGUGUGUCUGUACACCUUCCUGUGGAGUCCUGAUGCUGAGGCCGUGCUUGUGGCCAUGUCCUGUUUUCGCCAUCUCUCGGAGGAAGCGGACAUCCGUUGCAGCGUGGACGAGCUGCCCAUGCACACCGUCCUGCCCAACUACAACACCUUCAUGGAGCUCGCCUCUGUCAGCAAUAUGAUGGCAACAGGUCGAAACACGCUUCAGAAGAGAGUGAUGGCCCUGUUGAGGAGGAUAAAGCACCCUACAGCUGGAAACAUAGAGGCAUGGGAAGACACGCAUGCAAAAUGGGAGCAAGCUACGAAACAAAUACUCAAUCACUCCAAAAGCAGAGUGGAAGAUGGGCAGGAAUGGAUCAACAUGACUGGUUUCCUGUCCGCCCUGGGGGGGGUUUGUCUCCAACAGCGCAGUACACCCAGUCUGGGCACCUACAGUCCUCCCAUGGGCCCUCUGACCGAGCGCAAGAGCUCUAUGAUAUCCAUGGGAUCCUGUGAGGUGAACAGCGAAACGUCUCUCAACAGGUUUUUGGAGCGACUGCUGUCUCUAAUGGUCUGUACCCAUGAGAAGGUGGGCGUGCAGAUUCGCACUAAUGUCAAGGACCUGGUGGGACUAGAGCUUAGUCCAGCCCUCUACCCCAUGCUCUUUACCAAGCUACGCAACAGCAUCGGACGCUUCUUUGACACGCAGGGUCCGGUCCCCUUUACAGACACCAACACACUGUUUGUAGAGCAGACCAUCGCCAUUAUGAAGAAUCUCCUGGACAGCCAUACUGAGGGAAGUUCUGAGCAUCUGGGACCGGCUAGCAUUGAGACCAUGAUGCUCAACCUGGUCAGAUAUGUGCGUAUUUUAGGAAACGGGGUGCAUGCCAUUCAGAUCAAAACCAAGCUGUGUCAGUUGGUGGAGGUGAUGAUGCAGCGCAGAGAUGAUCUCUCCUUCUGCCAGGAGAUGAAAUUCAGAAAUAAAAUGGUGGAGUAUCUCACAGACUGGGUGAUGGGAACCUCCAAUCAGGCAGCAGAUGAUGACAUCAAAUGUCUGACACGGGAUCUGGACCAGGCCAGUAUGGAGGCGGUUGUUUCCCUUUUGGCUGGUCUUCCCCUGCAGCCCGAAGAGGGUGAUGGCGUGGAGCUCAUGGAGGCCAAGUCACAGCUGUUUCUAAAGUACUUCACACUCUUCAUGAACCUGUUGAAUGACUGCAGUGAGGUCGAGGAAGAUGGACAACAGGUGGCCGGGAGGAAACGUGGCAUGUCUAGACGGCUUGCGUCGCUUCGUCACUGCACAGUUCUGGCCAUGUCCAAUUUACUUAAUGCCAAUGUGGAUAGUGGCCUCAUGCACUCCAUCGGGCUGGGGUACCAUAAGGACUUACAGACACGUGCUACAUUCCUGGAGGUCCUCACAAAGAUUCUGCAGCAAGGGACUGAAUUCGACACGCUGGCAGAGACCGUGCUGGCUGAUCGCUUUGAGAGACUCGUCGAGCUGGUCACCAUGAUGGGUGACCAGGGCGAGCUGCCCAUUGCCAUGGCCCUGGCCAAUGUGGUCCCCUGUUCCCAAUGGGAUGAGCUGGCCAGGGUGUUGGUGACACUGUUUGAUUCGCGACAUCUGCUGUAUCAGCUGCUGUGGAACAUGUUCUCGAAAGAAGUGGAACUGGCCGACUCUAUGCAGACCCUUUUCAGAGGCAACAGCCUAGCCAGCAAGAUUAUGACAUUUUGCUUCAAGGUGUAUGGUGCUACAUAUCUGCAGAAGCUGCUGGAUCCGCUUUUAAGAGGAAUAAUCACCACACCAGAAUGGCAGCAGAUCAGUUUUGAAGUCGACCCCACCAGGUUAGAACAAACGGAGAACCUGGAUGAGAACCAGAAGAACCUGCUGCAGAUCACAGACCGCUUCUUUCUGGCUAUCAUCAACUCCUCCACAGAGUUUCCUCCUCAGCUGCGCAGUGUUUGCCACUGCCUUUAUCAGGCUACUUGCCACUCCCUUCUGAAUAAAGCCACUGUUAAAGAAAAAAAGGAAAACAAAAAAUCCGUGGUCAGUCAGCGGUUUCCUCAGAACAGUAUUGGUGCUGUGGGAAGCGCCAUGUUUUUGCGGUUUAUUAACCCAGCUAUCGUCUCGCCGUACGAGGCAGGAAUCCUGGAAAAGAAACCACCUCCGAGGAUCGAGCGUGGUCUCAAACUUAUGUCAAAGAUUCUCCAGAGCAUUGCUAAUCAUGUUCUCUUUACUAAAGAGGAACACAUGCGGCCCUUUAAUGAUUUUGUAAAAAGCAACUUUGAUGAUGCCAGAAGGUUCUUCUUGGAUAUUGCAUCCGACUCUCCUCCAAGCGAUUCGGUGAAUCACAGUCUGUCGUUCAUCAGUGAUGGGAAUGUGCUCGCACUGCAUCGUCUUUUGUGGAACAAUCAGGAGAGAAUUGGCCAAUACCUGUCCAGCAACAGGGAUCAUAAAGCAGUGGGUCGCAGACCGUUUGAUAAGAUGGCUACUCUCCUGGCAUACCUGGGUCCUCCCGAACAUAAGCCUUUGGCUGAUACACACUGGUCCAGUCUCAACCUUACCAGCUCAAAGUUUGAGGAGUUUAUGACAAGGCAUCAAGUCCAUGAAAAAGAAGAAUUCAAAGCUUUAAAGACCCUUAACAUUUUUUACCAAGCUGGCACAUCUAAGAACGGCAAUCCUGUCUUUUAUUACAUUGCUCGCAGGUUCAAAACCGGACAGAUCAAUGGGGAUCUUCUCAUAUAUCACGUGCUGCUAACCCUAAAGCCUUACUAUGCCAAACACUAUGAGAUCGUAGUGGAUCUUACCCAUGUGGGGCCCAGUAACCGAUUUAAGACGGAUUUCUUGUCCAAGUGGUUUGUGGUCUUUCCUAACUUCGCAUAUGAGAACGUGGCAGCCGUGUACAUCUACAACUGCAACACUUGGGUACGAGAAUACACCAAAUACCACGAGCGACUGCUGACCGGCCUUAAAGGAAGCAAGAAGCUGCUGUUUAUCGACUCGCCCGCACGCCUAGCCGAGCAAAUUGAGCCGGAGCAGCAGAAGUUGCCUGCUGCUACGUUGGCUCUGGAGGAGGAUCUCAAAGUGUUUCACAAUGCCCUGAAGCUUGCACACAAGGACACAAAGGUGUCCAUCAAGGUGGGCUCAACAGCCGUACAGGUGACCUCAGCCGAACGGACACGGGUCCUGGGCCAACCCGUGUUCCUUAAUGACAUAUACUACGCCUCUGAGAUUGAGGAGAUAUGCCUGGUGGAUGAGAAUCAGUUCACGUUGACCAUCGCAAACCAGGGCACCCCUCUCACGUUCAUGCAUCAGGAGUGCGAAGCCAUCGUUCAAUCCAUUAUCCACAUACGCACCCGCUGGGAGCUCUCCCAACCAGACUCCAUUCCCCAGCACACCAAGAUCAGGCCUAAAGAUGUCCCUGGAACCCUUCUCAACAUCGCCCUGCUCAACCUGGGAAGCUCCGACCCCAGUUUGAGGUCAGCUGCGUACAAUCUCCUCUGUGCCUUAACCUGCACCUUUAACCUGAAGAUUGAAGGCCAACUCCUGGAAACAUCUGGCUUGUGCAUCCCAGCCAACAACACCCUUUUUAUAGUGUCCAUUAGCAAAACGCUAGCAGCCAAUGAACCCCACCUCACUCUGGAGUUCCUGGAAGAGUGCAUCUCUGGCUUUAGCAAAUCAAGUAUUGAGCUAAAACACCUGUGUCUGGAGUACAUGACUCCCUGGCUGCAAAAUUUGGUGCGCUUCUGCAAACACAAUGAUGAUGCUAAAAGGCAGCGUGUCACGGCCAUCCUGGACAAGCUCAUCACAAUGACCAUUAAUGAGAAACAGAUGUACCCAUCCAUACAGGCGAAGAUAUGGGGCAGUUUGGGUCAGAUCACAGACCUGCUGGAUGUGGUGUUGGACAGCUUCAUAAAGACCAGUGCUACUGGCGGUUUGGGAUCUAUCAAGGCUGAAGUGAUGGCUGACACAGCUGUGGCACUGGCCUCAGGAAACGUCAAGCUGGUGUCCAGCAAAGUGAUUGGCCGAAUGUGUAAGAUCAUCGAUAAGACGUGCCUAUCUCCCACCCCAACCUUGGAGCAACAUCUGAUGUGGGAUGACAUUGCUAUCUUGGCCCGAUACAUGCUCAUGCUGUCCUUCAACAACUCUUUAGACGUAGCAGCUCACCUGCCGUAUCUGUUCCACGUGGUCACACUGCUGGUGGCCACCGGCCCGCUGUCCCUCAGAGCAUCAACACAUGGUCUUGUUAUUAACAUCAUACAUUCCCUCUGCACCUGCUCGCAGCUCAACUUCAGCGAGGAAACUAAACAGGUGCUGCGUCUGAGUCUGACCGAGUUCUCCCUUCCCAAGUUCUACCUACUGUUUGGCAUCAGUAAGGUGAAGUCUGCAGCAGUCAUAGCCUUUCGCUCCAGCUACAGGGACCGAUCGUUUUCACCCGGGUCCUAUGAGAGAGAGACAUUUGCUCUGUCUUCCCUGGAAACAGUAACCGAAGCCCUGCUGGAGAUCAUGGAGGCUUGUAUGAGGGACAUUCCCGGAUGCAAAUGGCUUGAUCAGUGGACUGAACUUGCUCAAAAGUUUGCCUUCCAGUACAACCCAUCACUUCAGCCUCGAGCUCUGGUGGUGUUCGGCUGUAUCAGUAAGCGAGUGACUCACGGGCAGCUCAAACAGAUCAUCCGUAUUCUAAGCAAAGCCAGUCCUCUUCUCAGCAUCGACCGGGGGUUGGAGAGCUGCUUAAAGGGUCCAGACAACUACAAUAGCCAGGUUCUCAUAGAGGCCACGGUCAUCGCACUUACCAAACUACAACCUCUCCUCGAUCAGGAUUCUCCAAUGCAUAAAGCUCUGUUCUGGGUGGCUGUGGCCGUCCUGCAGCUGGAUGAAGUGAAUCUGUACUCCGCCGGUACCGCCCUAUUGGAGCAGAACCUGCACACGCUGGACAACCUCCGGGUGUUUAAUGAUAAGAGCCCUGAGGAGGUGUUCAUGGAGAUCCGGAAGCCGCUGGAAUGGCACUGCAAACAAAUGGACCAUUUUGUGGGACUUAACUUUUCCUCCAACUUCAACUUUGCAUUAGUGGGGCACUUACUCAAAGGGUACAGACAUCCUUCCUCCACCACAGUGGCAAGAACAGUUCGUAUCCUGCACAUGCUCCUGGGACUUGUGGGAAAGCACCUCAGCUGUGAUAAGUUUGAGGUGAACACGCAGAGCGUCGCUUAUCUCUCAGCUUUGCUCACGGUAUCCGAGGAAGUAAGAAGCCGCUGCUGUCUAAAACACAGGAAGUCAUUACUGCUCUCAGACGUCAGCAUGGAAAAUUUUCCGAUGGACACAUACACGGUGUAUGACGCUGAUCCUGGAUGCAGACUGCUGCUAGAAAACCAGCCCUGGGCUUCUCCAAAAGUGUCAGAGCGUAGCCUCACACCGCACUACUCCGCCAUGGGGCAGACCAGCCUUCGCCCACGCAAAUCCAUGAGCGUGGACAUGGGCCAGCCAUCGCAUGCCAAUGCAAAGAAAAUACUGGGCACCAGAAAGAGUUUUGAUCACCUGAUAUCAGACUCCAAAGCUCCUAAGAGACCGGACAUGGAAUCGGGCAUCACCACACCUCCAAAGAUGAGGCGGGUUUCUGAAAACGAUUAUGAGAUCGAAACACACCGACUAGCAAACUCGCAUUUACGGAAAGUGUCCAUGUCUGAGUCAAACGUCCUCCUGGAUGAUAAAGUUCUCACAGACCCGAAGAUCCAGACGCUGCUCAUCACCGUGCUGGCGACGCUGGUAAAAUACACCACGGAUGAGUUCCAUCAGCGAAUCCUGUACGAGUAUUUGGCCGAAGCCAGUGUGGUUUUCCCCAAAGUCUUUCCUGUGGUCCACAACCUGCUGGACUCCAAGAUCAGCACAGUCCUCUCCAUGUGCCAGGACCCGAACCUCCUGAACCCGGUCCACGGCAUCAUUCAGAACGUGGUCUAUCACGAGGAGUCGCCCCCACAGUACCAGCCGUCCUGCUUACAGAGCUUUGGUUUCAAUGGACUUUGGAGGUUUGCCGGGCCCUUCUCUAAGCAAACUCAAAUUCCAGACUAUGCUGAACUGGUGGUUAAGUUCCUAGAUGCUUUGAUUGACACCUACCUUCCUGGCAUUGAGGAGGAGGGAGGGGAGGAGUCACUGCGCACGCCCACCUCCCCGUAUCCGCCCACCGUCCAGAGCCAGCUCAGCAUCACGGCCAACCUCAAUCUGUCCAACUCCAUGACAUCACUCGCCACCUCACAACACUCGCCAGAGGGCCCUAUAGUUUAUAGACGGUCCCCAACUCUCACCCAUCCGCGAAGCACAGAGGAGGUGCCGUCGAAAUCAGCUGCCUGUCUGCCUUGCUCUAAGUCGGCCGUAUUCCCACCUCACCUCGCCCUCCCAGGUAUCGACAAGGAGAACGUUGAGAUCUCGCCCACCUCCAGCCUCUCCUCCAGUGGACGAGCGCGACACGGGUCAGCCAGCCAGGUGCAAAAGCAACGGAGUGCGGGCAGCUUCAGACGGCCUAGCAUCAAAAAGAUCGUCUGAGAAGAUUUGAGGAAACGUUCCUGGCUAUCACGCGAAUCCAUUUUGUUUUCAACCGUCCAGUUUAACAAGGUUCUUGCAUAAGAACCACUUGGGGAUUUCGUUUGUCUUGAAGAAGAAAAACAGGUUUGACAGAAGCUCGCCACACACUUGCAUAAACUGACACGCAGGGGAGCUCGGAGGUUGCACUGAAACGCUCCGCAUUGCACUUAAUGCCGUCGUUUUGACACCGACCGCAUAUAAACGCAAGAUUUGGCGCGCAUGCGCAUCCUAGUUCACUUCGAGUUCCGAGAGGCAUCCUUUUCUUCAUCUUGCAACUUGCACAAACUUCUCUUUUAUUAAAGUCUGAACGAAACAUGAACGAGAAACUGAUUUAAACAACCACUACAAGCGAACGGAUGACCAAUAUUAACUGUGUGGAGACCUGCAGCCUCAUUAUUCUGGCCUGGCAUGAUCUUCCUUUUUUCUUGUAGUCUUGGAACCACGUUUAAGAUGGAUGAGCAGUGGUUGAGAACCUGAUAUCCACAGAAAUCGGGAUUGAGAUCCGACGUCUUUGUGAUCCCAACCACGGAAGGAUUCUAUCUGUAUUAUACUAAUGACGAGAAUAACGAUCACGUGUUUUGGGUUCUGAUUUUAUCCAUUGUGUGCCUUUGUCAGGGUUUCCAGCUGUGUAUAGUUUGUAAAAUAGGCAAGACCUUGUUAAGGAAGGGUAAACAGGUACUAAUUAUGAAAAAAAAACAUGUUGCGGCUUUAACAUAUACAGUAACAUGUCCAUACGUUACUCCGGUGUAAACAGUACCAUGUGACCAUCAGAUACAAAGCUAUCAUACUGCAACAUGUUAAUAUUUAUUCUGUAAAUGUAGAUAAUCCUUUUAGAAGUCACAUGAAGGUAUUGCUUUGCGAUCGUCAUUGCAUCAUCAGUCAUAACAAGAUUAUAGAAGAGCAGAUGGGGGAGUCUGUGUAGUAUUCCUGCCUUUUCAUCAUAGAAAUUCUGCUUUGUUUACAAUUACAGUUGGACGAUGUUAUGGAGAUAAGAGAGUGCCAUUCGGUGACAUUUCCAAAAUGCACCUAUCAAAUACAAAUUGGCAUUAAAAUGAUUCAUUUUUUGUCUCACCGUGGUGCAAUAUGUUUUGUUGAACACUAUGUGUGUGUAGAAAUUGCACAUAAUUAAAGUAUGUGAUCUGGAAUUAUCUGUGCAUUUUUACUUUACAAUUUCCCACUGUUUCCUCACUAGUCUCACAGGCGGUGGCACAUGAAUCCCACGACACACUGACAUAGUAACAUUGCACCAAAGACCAGUUUGCAAUAUUGUGAGAAGAAACUGUUGUGAACUUAAUUUUGUUACUUUUUUUAAGUUCUGUCUAUGUUGUGUACACCAAAAUCGUUUGUUCCAUUCACACAGUUUGUAACAUCAAUAUCUCAGAAAGCGACUAAUUGGUUCUUGUGGCUUUUUCAAAUCAUUCAAAAAUGUUCAAUUUUAGGGUGAAAUAGGAAUAUGAUAACAUUAACAUGACUUCACAAUGGCUGUGAAAUGGAAUUUUGUGUGUCUGUGCAAUAUCUGUUUUGCAUUCAGUGGAAGUCUAGUCCAAACUAAAAGGAAGAAGGUUCAUAUAUGCUAACAAACAGGAAACCCAAUCGUAAUUUCCAUUUCAUUUAUUAUUAUUUUGGGUUGUUUUAUUGGAAGGGAGGUAAGGAAAUGAUGUGAUCUGUGUUACUAAUUAAAGGGAAUCUUGGAUUACUAAAGAAGAGGAAUGAGGGGUCCGUUAUUUUAGUUUGUUUCCGAAAGGUUAAUGAAUUCAUACACACAAGAGUACCAGAAUUUCAUGUUUCACUCUUGGAAUUGGGACCAAAUCAAUGUCGUCUUUUCUGUUCCAUUUAUGCAUUUAUUUUUUACUUUGCUUUUUGUUUUACCACUUUACUACCAUCCAAACACUUCUGUUUAUUCUACAUUUUGUAUUUUAGUGCACUAAAUAUUACCGCAACAAUACUACGAAAAGCUGAUUUCAUAAUGUUUGAUCAAAAACAAAACUUGAAAUAGAAUUGAAAUAUUUUUUCCUGAUUUCCAUGUUGUAAUAGGGAAUGUAAUAUUAAUCCAUGUCAAAUUUCCUGGUGUGUGUUCAAAACAGAAAAUAUGAAGGAACAUCAGCGACCCAAUCGAGAUUUUAUUGAUUCGCGUCCAUUGCUCUAAAUAAACAGAAUAUAACUUCUGUAUAUUCAAUCUGAAAUGUUGCGUUGCUGUUAAAACUGACUAAAUCAGAUAUGUCCUCUGGAUGUCUGAUCGUAUUACUUUAAGAUAAUUGUGAAGGCUACAGGAAUGGUAGACACAUGACAUGGCCCUAAGCAUUUUAAAUUGCAUAUUUGACUAAAUUGUCUUAUGUAUUCAAUACAUCAUAAACAAACUAAAAACGUGGUUUAUUUUAUAUAAUUCAAGAUGCGUGUUUGUCUGAUGCAUAUGCCGCAUUUUUAACUGCAUUGAUCAUCUGUAAACAAUGUAUUUGUCACUUGUAAAUAUGUUUGUGUAAAAUUGGAAGGUAUAUAAAUACAAGUGUAAAUAUAUGUGAUAUUGUAUUACUUGCUUUUUUGUAAAGCGGUUAGUUGCUGUACAUGUAUAACAUGGCAAUUAAAUUAUACCAGUGUUCGUAAUAAAAGUUUCCCUCAACCCUGUUA